Molecule: messenger RNA, 1347 nt
Organism: Ilex paraguariensis (yerba mate)
Lineage: Eukaryota; Viridiplantae; Streptophyta; Magnoliopsida; Aquifoliales; Aquifoliaceae
Source: the annotation of a GenBank genome assembly
AUGUUGGCCUUAUCCUGCGCCGCCCCUGCUUCUCCUGCGCGCACACUCAGGCGUACCAAAGCCAUUGUUGCAGUGCGCUCAAGCUCUCUAAUCUCCAUUACUUAUCAUCAACCUGAUCAACCCUUUGUUCCAGAGGUUGAAAAAGCAGUGGAUUCUUUGUACAAGGAGUUCCGAGCUGUGGAUAAUCUAGUGGCUCGCAACACCGCUCGUGUUCUCAGAGCUUACCAGAAUGCUCGGGUUGGGCCUCAUCACUUUGGUGGUUGCACAGGAUAUGGCCAUGAAGAGGCUGGGGGACGUGAGGCCCUUGAUCAAGCCUUUGCAGAAAUUUUUGGUGCGGAAUCUGCAAUCAUUCGUUCGCAGUUUUUCUCUGGUACUCAUGCUAUCACUUGUGCCUUGUUUGCUUUUCUGAGGCCAGGGGAUGAGCUUUUGGCAGUUGCUGGUGCUCCUUAUGAUACCUUGGAGGAAGUAAUUGGUAUCAGGGACUCUCAUGGGUUGGGUUCCUUGAAGGAUUUUGGAGUAGAGUAUCGAGAAGUCCCACUUGCAGAGGAUGGCGGGCUUGACUGGAAUGCACUUGAGGUAGCUUUGAAGCCUCACACAAAAUGUGCACUCAUACAGAGAUCAUGUGGAUAUUCAUGGCGGUGCAGUUUGAGCGUGUAUGAGAUUGGGAGGGCAAUAAAGAUGAUCAAGAGUCAGAAUCCAAAUUGCUUGGUCAUGGUGGAUAACUGCUACGGUGAAUUUGUGGAACACAUUGAACCUCCCAUGGUGGGUGCAGAUCUAAUUGCAGGUAGUUUAAUUAAAAAUCCUGGCGGAACCAUUGCACCAUGUGGUGGAUAUGUUGCCGGGAAGGAAAAAUGGGUAAAAGCUGCAGCAGCUCGUCUCUCAGCCCCGGGACUCGGGGUUGAUUGUGGCUCGACCCCUGGUGAUAUAAUGCGAGCAUUUUUCCAGGGUUUGUUCCUUUCACCUCAAAUGGUUGGGGAAGCCAUAAAGGGAAGCUUUCUGAUUGCUGAAAUCAUGGCAGCAAAAGGGUAUAAAGUGCAGCCACUUCCUCGGGUUCCUCGUCAUGAUACAGUACAGGCAGUACAACUUGGAAGCCGUGAGCGACUCCUUGCUUUCUGCGAGGCUGUCCAAAAAAGUUCCCCGGUUGGUUCUUUCACCAAGCCAGUUGCGGGUUCAACUCCAGGUUAUGCAUCAGAGGUGAUUUUUGCUGAUGGAACAUUUAUUGAUGGAAGUACAAGUGAGCUUUCAUGUGAUGGACCACUAAGGGAACCAUUCUCUGUGUUCUGUCAGGGAGGUUCCCAUUGGAUUCAGUGGGGACUUGUUCUAGGGGAGGUCUUAAAAUCUCUAUAG